AUGUCAUCGGUGGGAAUCGAGUGGAGCGCCCUUUCACUCCCUGUUGAAGGGGAAGUGGUGUUCGCUUCCUUUGUCUCGCUUAUAUGUCCACUGGACGGACGACGUGAAGGUGAUGAUGUGAGUAAGAAAUGUUCUGCAGCCUCCGUUCUGUGUAAUGAAUGUGCUAACGCGAUUGUAUGUGUUCUUAAGGACCGUGAAGUUGCUUUCUUUGACCUGGCGGACGAAUCUGCUGGCCCCCGGGAGGUCCGGCGCAUUGGGGCUACUCCCCCGCUUCUCGUUUCCCGUUUCAUGCGCAACGCCGAUCCGUCAGUUGCAACGUGUGCGACGCUGCUGCCGAAGGACGUUUCAUUCAUGUGCCGUGUACCGCCUGCAGCAGUGGAGAGGGUUUCCUCUUCAGAUCCAUCUGCUGGUCCUCACGAUGGAGGUGCGGGUGCGGCGCAUUCAGUGAGAGGGACGGUGUACCUGUGUGGUGCUGUUGGUACCAGUGAUGGACGCGUGGAUGUGUUCUCUGAGGAGGGCUACGUGUUUGGGUUUGUCGCCAGCGAUGGCCCUGUGGUUGCUGUGAGCGUCAUCUACAGUACGAGCUUUUCCUCUGGCGGGUGUGCGGGUGUCAAGAGCUGGGAACAAAUUCAACCUUCUGGUGUGUCGCUACCUGCGGAGGGUAGUGACGAGGAGCGUACUCUGGAUCGUGCAACGGCAAACCUGGGUUUCGUGACGACUAAUGCAGACGGUGUUGUGUCUGUUUGGCGCCAGGACGGUUGUGGGUUGAAGCCUGCUGUGUUUGGCAGCAGCGCGCUUUUCUCUCGGGUGUUUUGCUCGCGUGUAGUGCAGCCAAGCAGUCGUGACUGGCUGCUGAGUGGUACGGAAGUAACAAGGACACCAUUCAUUGUACACACAUCGCCAGGUCUCACGGCUGACUUGUGUGCACGGAGCGCAGUGACGUUUGAGGAUGUGGAGAGCCGAGUGCGCCUCCCCGGGAAUAUGUUGACACGCACAACCGCGAUUGCGUCGGAUGGGGACUCGGCACUAGUGGCGAGGGGGCGAUCAGUGUUCCACGUUACAUUCUCUGGCUCUUCCUGCGACCUUGUUUGCACGGCCGACUGCAACGUGGACGGCCUGCACUUGCCUGGCAGUGGUCCCCAGAAAGAGGGCGGAGCGGCCCUAGCAGCUGCAUGCGAUGUGAAGGGGACGGUAUAUGUUCUGUGUGGGCAGCCGCUCUCUGUGCUUGGUCGCUACAGUGCUACGGGCGGUGGUCCUAUUCGUUCCUUGUCUAUCUGUGCGGUGUCGCGGCUUGUUACGAUUGUUGGCGGCGAUGGCACGGUGGAUGUUGUACUGGUGCCUACGGAUGCCGAUUCUGUUCCAACCGCGACCGUACACCAAGCCCUCGCAUCGCUUCCUCGUUAG
Trypanosoma brucei brucei TREU927 is the source of this 1404-nucleotide messenger RNA. RefSeq lists its product as hypothetical. The transcript has a single exon. Bases 1 to 1404 code for a protein of 467 amino acids. NCBI's taxonomy places the organism in Eukaryota, Euglenozoa, Kinetoplastea, Trypanosomatida, Trypanosomatidae. The record is from RefSeq and is a predicted model, not a curated record.